GGACAUUACUUGUGAACCUUCUUUCUUUCUGAUGCAAAUGAAGCGUAUCGUCCUCAUUCCUCCAUGUUUUUAGCGUCCUUCGCUACGUUGUAGAGUCACCUAAGCGAUUGCGGUAAUAUUGUCGUGGUUGCUAAGUGAUUACUUAGCAACGCACCCGAUUCUCCCAAACAUUCAGCCACCGAGAGUGAAGACGCCCGAACGAACCAAGACCGGCCGGGGAGGCGACACUGUCUGUACAACUUCGAGCGACGACACAAGGAAUUUUAUUCAACGCCAACUGCCAAGCCGAAUAAAACACGGAAUAACUCACCUUUUUUUCAACGGAAAUAGUAGCAAGGAAACGAAAUAUAAAAAAUGGCCAAUCUUACUGAGUUGACGUUUUUCUUUGUUGCCCUCAUCUGUUUAUUGACAACAGGAUAUUGUCAAGACGAAGGAUCGGGCGAUGGCUCUGGAACAGAAUCCAUGUUCACCGACGUCACCGAGGUCGUCACCGAAGUGGUGACUGAUGGCGAGUCAGACCCAUCAGAUAUUCAGGCAUUCGGUCUCGUCAUCACUAACGACUUUACCGAGUUCACACUGGAUGUCGACAACAUCGUUACCUACAACGUCACUAUCAAGAACGCCGGAGGAACUGACAUCACAGCCACAGACUCCGACCUCUACAGCCUCCUCAUCGUGGUCAGCGACAACGCCGACCCGACGUCAAGCAACGCGACAACCCAGGAUAUCACACCUCUGCUGACGUCAGCCACCAACCUCGAUGCCGGGAUCGUUGCCGGAGAGUCUAUCGUCAUAGAAAACGUCCACACCAUGAUCAACGUCGCUUCCGAAGUUUGCUCAACCUACCAAAAUGGCUACGUUUGUGUCGAGAUCUCAAAGGCUUCGGGAGCUUCUUACACCGAUGAUAGUUCAACCAAUAACUACUAUUGUCUUAGCUUUGGUGCGGUUGCAGAGGGGUACACCGGUACGCUGGAAUGUUCAGGAUGUGUGGCUAGAAUCAGCUUUAUCGCGCUCCUUGUAUCAACGUUGCUGGCGUACUUCACCUCAUCGUAGAUGAUACUGGACUUGCACAGAUAAAAAAAAACUCAUGAACAAUAUUCGAACAUGAAUUAGGCUAGCCCUGAAUUAGCGUUUCCAUUCACCAAAAUGACGGCCUUUUAUCAAAUUCAAAAUUUCUUCGUCCUCCCAUGACGUCAUCAGUGGGUGAGCUCGGUCUUGCAUUGGAACGAAACUGAAGACAGGGCUGCUGUAUUGCUGUUCGUCUAUUUCUCAAGAUGUCCGUCCAUCGCCGCGGGAGCAGCGAAUUCGAGAGGUUAUGACAGCAUGCAAUAAAGCCAAAGGGAUGCCUUAUCGUUGUCACAUGAUACAAGGGCUGAAAAUGAAGAAAGAAUGAACGCCGAUCUGACUCCUUGACAAUUGUCACGGACUAACAAUAUUUGUUCUGGUUCGUAAUUGAUAUUGCAGUUUUAAGAAGUGAAAUCAGGCAGGGCUCGGCAUUUAAUUUUUCGAGGUUUUAUUUACACUUUUUUUCAUCAUCGAUUACUAAAUAAGACCGAUAAUAAAAAUGAAUAAGAUAUAUAUUCUUUUUUCCCACUAUUAGGAACUCCUAAUUACCCUUAAAUAUAAGCUCCGCGAAUCUUGGCGGUCAGAAAUUUACUAAACAUAUAAUUGAUGAGAGAGCUCAAGUUCAGAAUUGAAUGGCAUGGGAUUUGUUUUCAGUCACUCCUAAAAUAAUGAAGUUCAGUCGCCCCUUGUUAUAUUCUGAGGGAAUCACUGCUGAGCCCUGUCUACUAUGGCAACAUGUGAUGUUCGAUUUAUGCUAAAAGAGCACAAAUUUUCUGCCUCUUGUAGAUUUCAGUUUUAGUCAAUAAAAUCAUUUCUCAUGUCGAAAUUUCAUCGGAAUAUUUGACACUUUUCACCCCAAAAAAUCUACAGAUGGUGAAAAAGUUGAAAUUAUAUUAGAUUUAUUUGGAGGCUUUGUUAUUAGUACAAAUUAAAAAUCCGAUUUUUAGAAUACCUAACCUCCCGUAUUGGACAUUAUUUGAAGAGAUGCAGAGCUGUUGAUUUAUUUUGUAUUUUUUAAAUUACCAAUGUCAGACCUGUUCAAAUGCAAUAAACUAUUAGGUAUUUUUAUCGUAGGAAUGAAUCUUUAUACAUUUUUCAAAAGAAUCGGCAAGUUCCUGAAUGAGACGUCAUUACAUUCCAAUUAAAUAUGUUUUUAAAUCCAUCAUGGAUUCCUAUUAACGGUGAGAAUUGUAUGCAUGUUGUGUCAAAUGUUUGCCAGCGCACCAUGACUAUUUAAUAAUUUUCACUGAAAUGUAUGUGCUUAGAUAGAAAUUCACAAUUAUGGUUAUAAUCGAAACCCUUAUGUCUUUCGCAUCCACAUCAUUUUUUAAGACUUUCUUUUUUUUAAAUUAUAAAUGCUUUUCUUUCAUUUUUUUUUUAAUUGAUGAUAUUCCACACAUGGUGUAUUUUUAUUAAUUGGGAAGUGGUUCGUUAUCUUGCGUGUGUGAUGAUGUACAGUGUAAAUAAUUGCAACGAAAGUGUAAAUAUAUAUAUUAUUUUAUCUUUGUAUAAAAUGAGCUAUGAACUAAAUUCAACGAACAUGCCCAUAGCACUGUUAUGCAACUAGUAAUAAGGGUGUUAUUUUCUGGUUAAAAUAAAUCUUCAGUCAGAUUUCCGUUGUAGCGUGAGAGCACGAUUUCAAUGUAUAUUUGAAACCAAAAAUUGAAAAUGUCAUCUCUAUAUUUUUGUAUUGCAUUGUUAUAAGUAUUGAUAGUUGUAAUAUUCUAUUGUCCCCUGAAUCUAUCGUAUAAACUGCUGGGAAUGACUGCUUGAUCAUAAUGAAAUCUAGCAAGCAUGAUUGAGCAGAAUGAUAUUUUUUUCUUAAAACCCUGACAUGGGGAACAUAAAAUUUAUAAUCUUCGAAAAAUUGCGUUUAGGUUGAAAACGGAAGACAUAAUGUUCAUUUCAGUGUUCUAGCUAUAUAGCCUUAUUGGUCAUAACAGAUGUACUAUAACGAGUAAUGGGCAAUAAAUGGCUGAAUGUCUACAAAGUAA
Messenger RNA from Lytechinus variegatus (green sea urchin), 3059 nucleotides. RefSeq lists its product as uncharacterized. The record is from RefSeq and is a predicted model, not a curated record. The coding region runs from base 355 to 1053 and encodes 232 amino acids. The transcript is spliced from 5 exons. NCBI's taxonomy places the organism in Eukaryota, Metazoa, Echinodermata, Echinoidea, Temnopleuroida, Toxopneustidae.